AUUCCGCCGAACACGCAUGACGGCCUCCCAGCGCCGCCUCUCGCGCAUGUCGAUCACGAUCCCGCCGCCGGUGCUGUCGCCGACGCGCGACUCGGAGCUCUCGACCCGCUUUUCCUCCGGUCGGCUCUCGACGCUCUCGGCCAAGGACGCGUCCGACGACGACGUCGCCAAGGCCUGUGCCACGUGCCACGAAAAGUUUACCGUGUUUCGCCACCGCUACGCCUGCCACUACUGCAGCCUUGUCGUCUGCCGCAAGUGCUCGAUCGCGCUCCGCGACGUGGGCGCUGACGCGGUCUUGCUGCCAACGCCGACGAUCUCGGAAGCCGACGACGACCGCCACCACUCGGCGCCGAACGUCUUGUCACCGCCCAUGUCCCCGCACUCGGCGAGCGACACGUCGCAUGACUCGGCGCUCCUCUCCAUGUCGUCGCGCUACAGCACGUCGUCAAACCCGUCGCCGUCCGGCCAUCACCGGCUCCGCGAACGCUGCUGCAAGGGCUGCUCGGUCUUUACGUCGACGUCCAAGCCAUCGAAAGAAUGCCAGCUCUGCCACGACCCACUCACGCUCUUGAAGAAGAAGACCAAGUGCGCGAUUUGCCAGCGAUUCGCCUGCAAAAAAUGCGGCGACGACGUCGACCCGACCGCAUAUGACCUCACGCCCGACGACCUCCCGCCGUCGUCGACCGCGUCGACCAAGAAGAGCAAGAAGGCGACCAAGGCGGAGCCCAUCACUGCGUGGGUCUGCACCGAGUGCACUUCGGGGCACAACGCCGCAAAGGAACGGCGUCUGGCGCACUGCCACGUAUGCAAAUCGAAGUUUCACCACUUUCAGCGCAAGUGCACAUGCCAUGCGUGCAAGCAGCUCAUGUGCCUCCAGUGCUCGUUUGUGCUCGACGGCCCACUCGCCCCCGCCCCCGAGGCCACCGGUUCGAUCCUCCACGACGUCCGCGAGUGCAAGCCGUGCCAUGAAAAAGCGCUUGGUAUCAAGCACGCCGCCAUGGCCCGAAGCGUCCCCACGUCGUCGUCGGCGCUUGGCGUCUCGCUCCAGUCAGCCUUUGAGUUUACAAAGGCGGCUAGGUCGUCGGCCCUCGGCGGCACGCUGCACACCUUUGAGCGCAACUGCGCGAUCGUGCUCAUGCUCAUCGGGUCUGUCACGGUCGUUCUCGCACUCCUUGUCGCGUACUACGUCUGCUUUGCCGCCGUGGUCCCGGAAGAAUGGGUCCUCAGCCACUACGCCCACGAGCCAUGAUUAUCUAUAUUAACAAACUAGGCAAUAGACAUUCGAUUUACUAUUUA
Molecule: messenger RNA, 1296 nt
Organism: Saprolegnia diclina VS20
Lineage: Eukaryota; Oomycota; Saprolegniomycetes; Saprolegniales; Saprolegniaceae
Exons: 2
Coding region: 17-1249 (410 amino acids)
Source: RefSeq, a predicted model, not a curated record